AUGCUGUCGAAAUACCUACUGAAGGGCUGUGGCCUCCUCUAUGGCCUGUUCAGCUAUGCUGCUUUCCUCAUCCUGGCGGUAAAGGAAGGAUCAAUCUUCCGUCGGACGUCAGAAAAAGCGAAGAAGGAGCUCUCCACUGCUCGACACAAGUUUUGGGACCUCACAGAAAAUCCGUAUGGCCUUAAACAUGACUUCUUCAUCCUGUCGAGCGGCGUCAAGCUCCACUAUGUCACAACCGGACCACCUGCAGGCCGACCUGGGCAACCGACGAACCUCGUCAUCUUCCUCCAUGGCUUCCCGGACAGUUGGGUCCUCUGGCAGAAUCUCUUGCGCUCAAAGAGACUGGCUCAGAACGCCGUCCUUGCAGCUUUGGACCUUCCGGGAUACGGCGGCAGCGAUGGACUUCCGCAAUACGAUGCCACAACCGUCCUGGAGACCAUCACUGCCUUCAUCCUUUGCAUGAGGGAGGAGUACACCGGUGAGGCCCAGGGCAGCCCGACAGAACGAGGCAAGGUCAUCAUCGUCUCCCAUGACUGGGGCGCAGCAAUCGCUUUUCGACUCGCUGCUGAGGCCCCUCAACUAGCUGAUCGGUUCAUCACCAGUAGCGUCUUUCUGCCCACCCUCCUCCUCGCAAACAUCCAAGGCCGCUGGAACUCCGCCAUGCAGAUGCUAAAAUCUGGAGCCGGCCAACCCCGUUCCCUCAGACUGAUCCGCACCGCCGCAUCAACUCUUUCCCCAGUGUUCACUCAGCUCAAAAAGUCCGGUUACGUCUUCAUCUUCCUUCUCCCCGCCCCGCUCGCGAACGCAUUCGGCUCCUUCGGCAACUACUACGUUCUCCGCCUGCUGCACCAGAUCGCAGCCAAGUCGAAGCAUCCCCUCGAAGGCACCGAAUUGGCGGAAGCCAUGGCGCAGUCUCUGGGUCCGAGUGCCGAGCAGUGUGCAGGCGAUGGCUAUUCCGAGCAUGUCAGACGCCGCGCACCGUCCGGCGGCUGGUCGGAGAAGAUCCGUUACUACCGCGAGGGCGCCGCCACUGGAUCGUGGGACAAGUCCAUCGAGACGGUGGUAUCAGUGAGCAACCUCGAGCGGGCCGGUGGGCGUAGACGGUCCAGUAGCGGUGCUGGACUCUUCGAAGACGGGCCCAGAGGCGCACUCAAAGCGAAAGUGACGUUUGUGGUGGGGUUGAAAGACGUCGCUGUUGAUCCAACGCUGGCGUUUGAGGGCAUUGGUGAUUACUUCGGCAGAGAGAGCCAGAUGGUCACGCUGCCUGAGGCGGGACACUGGACGCCGAGCGAGAAGGAGGGAGCGGCGGUGUUGGAGGAGGUCACGGCUUGGGCGCUGGAGGGAGAACAUGGUACUGUGCGCGAGAGACUGCAGAAGUUCCCGGGGGCCAAAGUCACGGUUGAGCGCUGA
This is a messenger RNA of Coniosporium apollinis CBS 100218, 1410 nucleotides long. RefSeq lists its product as uncharacterized. Bases 1 to 1410 code for a protein of 469 amino acids. Gene Ontology annotation, molecular function: hydrolase activity. The record is from RefSeq and is a predicted model, not a curated record. The transcript has 3 exons. Lineage: Eukaryota; Fungi; Ascomycota; Dothideomycetes.